Crotalus tigris (Tiger rattlesnake) is the source of this 3739-nucleotide messenger RNA. RefSeq names its product zinc finger and SCAN domain-containing protein 2-like. Gene Ontology annotation, biological process: regulation of transcription by RNA polymerase II. The coding region runs from base 1 to 3078 and encodes 1025 amino acids. The record is from RefSeq and is a predicted model, not a curated record. NCBI's taxonomy places the organism in Eukaryota, Metazoa, Chordata, Lepidosauria, Squamata, Viperidae. Gene Ontology annotation, molecular function: RNA polymerase II cis-regulatory region sequence-specific DNA binding; DNA-binding transcription factor activity. The transcript has 6 exons.
AUGUCCCUUUUGAUGCACAAAAGGAGGGAGGGGAGAAACCUGUGGGAACCCUCUGCAAAGAUCAAAAGAGAUCCAUUCAUUGGGAUGGAGGAGAGCUGGGAAGCACAGUGGGAGCCAUUUCUUGAGACCCAAUCCAUCCACGCAGGCAGGAACGUGGAGGUUACUCCUUGGGAAGACCCCAAGGCCUUCCUGGCCUGCUUCAAGCAGGUGGCCACAGCCUGCCGGUGGCCCAGAGAAGAGUGGGUGGCCCAUCUCCUGCCAGCCCUUUGUGGAGAAGCUGAAGAGGCCUUUCAGGGCCUGGACACCGUUCAUCAAGAGGAUUAUGAGAGUGUGAAGGCCGCCAUCUUGAGGGGAGAUGCGAUGAAAAGGGAAGGGAAACGUCAGCGUUUCAGACAGUUCUACUGUCAGGAAGUGGAAGACCCACGAAAGGUCCAAAGCCAUCUCCAGGAGCUUUGCCACCAGUGGCUGAAGCCGGAGAGACACACCAAGGAUCAGAUCCUGGAGCUCUUGAUCUUGGAGCAGUUCCUGGCCAGUUUACCUCCCAAACUUCAGGACUGGGUUCAGUCAAAGAGGCCGCACACAAGUUCCCAGGCUGUGGCUUUGAUGGAGAACUUCCUUAGGAGCCAGCCAGAAGUCAAAUCCAAGCCGGGUCAGGAGCCAUUGAAAGAGAAAGAUGUCAUUUUCUUACAUGAAGAAGAAUCUGCGGAGGCUGUGGAGAUCGAACAUGGUUUUAGAGGGCAGCGGAUAGAGAAAACGCUGAAAGAGGUAAAAGCCGGAAGUCCAAAUUUAGAACAGGAAGUCGAUGGAGGGAAACUGCCCAGUGUAACUCAGCCGCGGUCUGGGUCUGAGCGACAGACGGAAUGGGCAGCAUCUCAGAAGAACAAAAACGAUCCAUUUUGGAGGGUGGAAGAGAGCUGGGAAGUCCAUUGGCAGCAGUUCCUCCAGACGUCACAACCCCCUCCCAAUGGAUGGAAGAAUCCGAGGACGUCAGAGGAGUCACCCUGGGAAAACCCCAAGGCUUUCCUGCUCUCCUUUGAGCAAGUGGCCAAAGCUUGCCACUGGCCUAGAGAAGAAUGGGCCGCCCAGCUCUUCCCAGCCUUGAGCGGAGAAGCAGAAGAGGCCGUUCAAAACCUGGAAAACCAAGAGCAGGAAAACUACGGCAAAGUGAAGGCCGCCAUCUUGCGAGGGGAAACCCUGAGGGCGGAGAUGCAACGCCAGCAUUUUCGGCAGUUCUGCUGCCAGGAGGUGGGAGACCCCAGGAGACUUUACGGCCAACUCCAUAAGCUGGGUCUCCAAUGGCUGAAGCCAGAAAGACACACCAAGGAGCAGAUUCUGGAGCUGCUGGUUCUGGAGCAGUUCCUGGUCAGCCUCCCACCGGACCUCCGGAGCUGGAUCCGAGCGGGAAGGCCAGACACAUGUUCCCAGGCGGUGGCCCUGGUGGAGGACUUCUUGUCAAGCCUGCAAGAGGCCAAAUCUGGAUCCUGUCAGGGGCUACUGAAGGACGACUCUGUGGAUUUUGAUCCUGCAGAGGAAGAGCUCUUGGAGACCAUGAAGAGGGAAAGGGUUGAAAUGGAGAUCAGUAUGUUGGGUAAUGGAUGGGAAAGUGAGGUCAAGAUGGAUGAUUGUCUGGGUGAAGAUGAAAAGCUGGAAGCUUCCUCCGGGAUAGAUUCCCCCAAAUGCUCUGUGGAUCCGCCGUUAAACUUCCGGUCAAAAAAGCAGACCCAGAAGUCGCCUGUAGAGAACAAGAAGGAACGUCUUUUGCUGCCCAGAAAAAUUUCUGCUGCCGUUAUUGGAAAGACCACUUUAUCCAGCAAGGAUAAAAUGCCUUUGUUCUCUAAGUAUGGUAGGAAAUACCACUAUAGGGUGGAGCUUGACAUGAUAGACUCCUCGGAGGACUUUGAAGAAUGGCCUAGCUCCGAGGAAGAUCUCCAGUGCGUUUCUGACUUUUGGGGAAAGGAAGAAAACAGAAGCAUUGAGGAAAAGUGUCAGUUUUCUGGGAGUAGAAACGGGAGUCAUUUCAACCGAUAUCAGCGUAGUUAUCGAGAAGAAAAAGACGACUCUUCUCUCGAGUACGCCGAGACCUUCAGUCGUGCAAACUCGCUAAAUAUCAUUCAGGCCCCUAAUCACGCUGAAAGGAAAGUGUAUGAAUGCUCUCGGUGUGAGAAACGCUUUGGUAAAUUUAGCCAGUGGAAUCAACAUCAGAAAAUCCACACCGGAGAAAAACCGUACGAGUGUUCCCAGUGUGGAAGGUGCUUCAAUCAGGCAGGAAAUCUGAAGACCCACCAGAAAAUUCAUACAGGAGAGAGACCCUACCGAUGUGCCCAGUGUGGGAAAAGCUUCAAUCAGGCAGGAAAUUUGAAGACCCACCAAAAAAUUCAUACGGGGGAGAGACCCUAUCAAUGUUCCCAGUGUGGGAAAAGCUUCACCCGAGGGAUCCUUUUGAAGAUACACCAAAGGAUUCACACUGGAGAAACACCCUACAAAUGUUCCGAGUGCGGGAAAGGGUUCAACGAGAUGCGUAACUUAAAAAGGCACCAGAGAAUUCAUACCGGAGAGAAACCUUACAGAUGUUCCCAGUGUGGGAAAUGCUUCACUGAGGCAGAUGUUUUGAAGAUACACCAAAGAACACACACCGGAGAGCGGCCGUACAAGUGCUCGGAGUGUGGAAAAUCCUUCAAUAAAUCGGGAACCUUGAGGAGGCAUCAAAGAAUUCAUACCGGAGAGAGACCCUACAAAUGUUCUCAAUGCGGGAAAGGUUUCAAUCAGAUGGGAACUUUGAAAAAACAUCAGAGGCUUCAUCCCGGAGAGAAACACUACAAAUGUUCUCAGAUCCACACCGCAAUUUAUAUCGGUGAGAAACCGCACAAGUGCUCUGAUUGCGGGAAAGGUUUCCGACAGGCAGGACUCCUGAAGAGGCAUCAAAGAAUUCAUACUGGCGAGAGACCCUACAGAUGUUCUCAGUGUGGGAAAUGGUUCAAUCAAUCAGGAACUUUGAAGAGACAUCAGAGAAUUCAUACCGGAGACCAACCAGCCCAGUUUCUUAGCGCUGGAAAUACAUCAGUCAGAGAAGUAACUUGAAGAACUAUCUGGGGGUUCAUAUUUAAGGAAAUUCAGGCCACAGAUGUAACUAAAACCUAGUGGGGGAAAAAAUCUCCAUGACUGGAAUGUAGUAAUUGAAAGAUUACAAUCCAUUGAGCAGCAGUAGAAUAGAAAAAUGAGUUUUAGUGUAUGAUUGAGAUAAAGACAGGGAAUGCUCAAUUUACAACCACAAUUGAGAUUGGAAUUUCAGUUGCUAAGUGAUGCAGUCAGUAAACGACGGGAUCUGAUUUUACAACUGCUUUUUACCAUGAUUAUUAAGCAGAUCUGGCUUCCCCGAUUGACUUCGAUUGUGGGAAGCUGAAUGGAAAAGUCACAAAUUAGGAAAGUCACAAUCACAGGACCACAAGAUACGGCGACUGUCAUACAUGUGAGAUGUCUAGUGACUGAAUUAUGAUCAUGUGACUGAGGGAUGCUGCAACGGCCGUAACUUUUAAGGAUAGGUCAUAACUCACUUUUUCCGAAGUUGUCAUAAAUUGGAACUGCGGUUAAAGGUGUGGUUGUAAGUCAAUGAUUACUUGUAAAACCAAUAUAAAGAUUGUUGCCCCCCACAUCUCUCGCCCAAGCUAUGAAUGAUGUAGAUGACGCUUUCUGAAAGCAGAGGGGGAGAGAGAUCUGAAAUAAAAUAUGGAGUUGAAUUCAA